ACUGAUUCAGUAAAGUGUUACCAGUGUACUGUUAACAUGGCGGUCGGGACGUACAUAUUCAACACUCUCCUCCUCUUCCUUAUCCUUGCUGUUUACUUCUCCGAGUCAGGUGAUGCGGUAGCUUGUGGUCCGGAUUUAUACAAAUGUGGCAAAUCUUCCGAUCAUUGUAUCCCGAAAGCAUGGGUCUGUGACGGAGAACGUGACUGCAAAUCCGGGUCGGACGAGUUAAAUUGUGCAGAGAAUAAAACAUGCUCUCCCGACGAAUUCAGGUGUCAGUCCGGAAAAUGCAUUCCCACAAAGUGGCGAUGUGAUGGGGGAAAUGACUGUGGGGAUUUAUCUGAUGAAAACACCUGUCCAAAUAAAACCUGCUCAGACGAGCAGUUUAUGUGUAAAACAAAGAACUGUAUCGCGAAAGCAUGGCUAUGUGAUGGGGACAGAGACUGCAGUGAUGGCUCAGACGAAGUUAACUGUCCAAACAAUACCUGUUCGGAGGACAUGUUAAUGUGUAAAACAAGCCGGAAAUGUCUCCCUAUAAAAUGGCUAUGUGAUGGGGAUAGAGACUGCGAUGAUGGAUCAGACGAACUGAACUGUAAAUAUGUAACUAGCACGCCCUGCUACCCAAACCAGUUCCCAUGUGAUUCAAGUAGGCAGAGGUGUAUCCUCAGGUCGUGGGUUUGUGACGGCGAGAACGACUGCGAAAAUGGGGCCGAUGAAAGGAACUGUACAAAAGAGGUCACGUGUUCAGAAAGUCAGUUUAAAUGUGACAGCAAGACGUGUAUUAACGUUGCCAAGAAAUGCGAUGGUCUUAAGGACUGUUUCAACGGAAGGGAUGAAACUAGUUGUUUAUCUCCAGAUACAACAGUUAUCCUGGCAGACAGAAACAGUCUUAAGAUGGUCACUCUUAUCAGUGAGAAUAAAAAGGCGGUGUCCCGUCGGAUAUCACAUUCCAGCACAACACAGACAAUGGUGGGCGUGGAUUACGAUUAUGGAGAUGGAUAUGUGUUUUGGACAGAUAUCAAACAAUCUAGUAUAUUUAGUGGAAGAUUUCCCAAUUCUUCUUCUUUGAUUACGGACGAAAGAGCCGUCUUAAACUCAGAAAUAGAUACAGCGGACGGCAUGGCUGUAGACUGGGUCAAUAACUUGAUUUACUGGACAGACACUGGCCGGAAUGAAAUAUCGGUCACGAACUACAACGGAACAAUGAGAAAAGUACUGUUCCAAAUUAACCUAGAUGAGCCGAGAGCUAUCGUUGUAGACCCAUUCACGGGGUGGAUGUAUUGGACAGACUGGGGAACGCCAGCCAAAAUAGAAAGAGCAGGGAUGAACGGACAACAAAGAGAGACCAUCGUAUCAAAGAACGUGACAUGGCCAAACGGUGUAACGCUAGAUUUUUAUGACGACCGACUAUACUGGAUUGAUUCUAAGUUGAAAACAGUCGAGUCGUCUCGAACAGAUGGAAGUGACAGAAGAAUUAUCAGCAGAGGGAAAGUUAACCAUGGCUUCGCCAUAUCAACAUCUGAGUUCAACAUUUAUAUGACGUCAUGGAUGGACAGGGGUAUCACUGGAGUAACAAAAUCAGAUGGUCAAGUGACACAAUUCAUUAACGAGAUGACUGACUCAAUCAGUCGACCAAUGGGGUUGAAAGUAUACAGUAAAACCAUGCAAAGACAAAAGGCAAGUAUAUGCUACACGAACGAAUUUGAAUGCGAGUACCUUUGUCUACCUGGCCCCACCAAGCCACCAUCAACUGACGUUCAGUAUACGUGCGCAUGUCCAGACGGCAGCGCAUGCCCUAUAACCUCGACCACAUCCAAACCUAGCUCAACUACUACAAAUACAGCUACGACCUCGACUAGUUCAAGGACCACAGAUAUCAACAGAACGAACUAUACCACUUCCGGUGCUGCUACUACUACACAAGCAUCAGUGACGUCAACAACAAUACCAACCAGCUCCUUAACUCCUACAUCUGUGUUGAAAACAGGUUACACACGGUGCCAGGUAGGAGAGUUCCAGUGUCGAACACACUACACUUGUAUAGCCCAGGGAUGGGUGUGUGAUGGGAAAUACGACUGCUGGGACGGCUCAGAUGAAUUAAAUUGCAGGAGAUCAACAGCAACGACACAAGAUCCACUGUAUGAUAGCCUAUUCUUUGAUUCACUUUUGAAAUAAAAAUAGUACCUUUCUCAUGUUUUUGAGUCAAUAAAUAAAAUAUAUAUCCAUAAUAUCUUA
Molecule: messenger RNA, 2232 nt
Organism: Pecten maximus
Lineage: Eukaryota; Metazoa; Mollusca; Bivalvia; Pectinida; Pectinidae
Product: very low-density lipoprotein receptor-like
Exons: 17
Coding region: 37-2172 (711 amino acids)
Molecular function (GO): protein binding
Source: RefSeq, a predicted model, not a curated record